Molecule: messenger RNA, 1074 nt
Organism: Helobdella robusta
Lineage: Eukaryota; Metazoa; Annelida; Clitellata; Rhynchobdellida; Glossiphoniidae
Exons: 9
Coding region: 1-1074 (357 amino acids)
Source: RefSeq, a predicted model, not a curated record
AUGGGUAUCAUAAACACAGAGGAAUCAUACUUCGAAGCGGAAUUGAGGGUGUUAACGUGUUGGGAAGAUAAACGAUUGGAAAGACUCAAACUGAAAGACCUCAUCGAUAUGGAGAACUUCUGGGUGCCUGAGUUGAAAAUUCAAAACGCAGUGGACAAAGUCGAGAGGUUGAGUGGUAAACUCAAGGAAGACACCCAGAGGAAGGCUUUCGUCAUCAAAGAAGUUACCCUGUGGGGAAGGUUCAUUUUCUCUACUGAAAGCUUCUAUUAUCCUCUCGAUAUUCAGCACGUUGGUGUGAUAAGGAAGGUGCCUGGCGUUGCCGUUGCACUGACUGGGUUUGAAUGCAAAGGGAUUCCCUGCUAUCACAUCAAUCGACUCACAAAGGUCCUCAUCAUAAACAGUGUGAGCAUGUUACACUUUGUGAAGAACGAAUACCAAUGCCAGUCGAUCGACUUCUCCAUAUUCGACCUGGUGGACAGUGCCACAACUAGCGACAUUGACUACUACCGGAAGAACUUCUCCGUACUGAAGAUUACAUUCUAUGCCGAGAGGAAGUUAACCAUUGAUACCAUUAAGUGGCUAGUUCUACCCGGUCUACUAAAUUUACUGGCAAUAUUGAACCUCUUUGUUGACAACGUUCUCUUGUCUGAUAAGAUCCUUGUGCUCAUCUUCAUUUUGAUGGAGACAGCCUUCUUCCGCAGGUUCAUAAAGUUGACCGUCUUCUCAUUAAGCGUGGCCGAGAUGUACUGGUGGACUGUCAAUUUGAUUGUAAUCUGUACUCUGCUUUGGACAGUCACAGAGUUAUACUUUGAAAUCUCCUAUGUCAAAUACGCCUUUUCAUUUUUAUACUUUGGUCUCUUAAUAAUCUUAGGCGGAUUAUUCUUCUACAAGGCCAAGUUGAGAAAGUCAUCGCUGGCUGCUAACAGCACAGUUUACAAGGACGCCUUGAAAGACUUCCAGCGAGAUGAAAGUACAGCAACGUCCGACACGUUAUCUCUUCAGUCGGAUCAAAAUGUGAAGUCCAGAGGCCAGUCCUUCGAUCUGAGAGAAGAUUCCAAGUCCUUAGACUACUAA